UGCUCGACUUUAUUAUUUAUUCAACAUCCAGCUUGAACGAAAUAUUGGCAUGUUUUUUGUGGCAUUACUUGUGGCAUGUUUCUCAUUCGUUAUGAUUGGAGGCAUCCUAUUCUACAAAUUCAGGUUAUCGUAUAUAUUUUCAUCUGGUCCUUGUCAUCUUACCCUGGAUGUUCUGUUGCUUUAUUGUCUCUUAUUGCCUUGAUAUUUAUGUUGUCUUUCUUCUACAUAGAGCAAAUAUAUGUCAAGAGUAGAAUAUGUUUUCUGUUGCAUGUACUCAUUCCAGAACUCAUGCAAGUAUAAUAUUCUAUUUAGUUUCAUGGCUUGAUUGUUGGACCAUACUGAAGGUCUGUUGGUCACUAACAUAUGUUUAUUGGAAAGCUGAAGUUGUGUCCUGCAGAUUGUAAAAAGAUGACUCCAUGAUAAACCAAUUUAUUGCAUUUUGUGUGCUAUGUAGCAAACUUGAUUUUGUUUGUUCUCAAUUUUUGUAGUAGGAAUCAUUUUGUGAUUAUAAAUUCCUCAACAACUUGAAGGUCUGAAACUCAAUAAGAUACUUGCAGAUUCUGGCCAUUUGUAUCGAUCAAAUUCUUCGGUGGCCUCCCUCCCAUAUCAGCCAAGAUUAUCCUUUUUUGAAUUCAUUACAUCGGUGGCCCCAACAGUAGAAAAAUGAAAUGUGUUAUCUUUUGGAAAAAAAAUAAUAUUGACCAACUACUCGAUAUUGAUGGAAGACAAUUUGCCUCAGCAUUUAUCUAAAUAGUUGCAUCGCAACUUGAAUAACAUUGCUCUUUGAAUGAGAGUAACCGAGUAUAUGAAAGAAAAAGGAUUAUAUGAGAAUCCAGAGGUAACAUGGAUUUAUUGAGAAAGUACUCCGAUUCUAGAGGGUAUAGGCCAAGACCCUUCAUUUACAUAUUUAUAAAAUUAAAUUACUAAUACAUUUGUAAAGCUCAUUAUUAAUAUUUUUUUCCUACUCUUAAGUCCUAAUAAAAUAGGAUGCUCAAAUACAAAAAAUACUCAAGGGACAUGACUUCCUGUUUUAGAAAAUUUGGAAGCCCAUAAAAAUUCACAUGUAAAGAGACCUUUUGAACUCUCAAUACUCAAAGUCAAAAGGCUAAAUAACUUUACUUAAGCCAUAUGAUACCUGAAGUUGGAUGUCUUAAUAUCAAUGUGAUUCAGAUAGGACUUUAAAAACAACCACAUGAUAAUGAAAAUACAUCCAAAAACUAUAGGAAAAAUAAAAGACCUAACCUUGACUGGAUGAUGCAACCCUGACUUAAAUUAGCCUAACCCAGAACUUAAAAUUGUCCUACACCAGUUAAUUUUAUUGUGUUCUUGUCCUAAGGAUCUUUCUUCUGUCAAUGCCUAUUAUCAACAAAUGAAGCACUACCAGUUGAAUUCCUGUACUCUGGAUCAGUGCUCAUGUGUUCUGGAGAAUUGAGGAUUGGCUGCAUUUGUGAUUUUGCUCCACUGUAGUUUUAGUAUGGGAUCUUCCUUUUUUAUUUGAUUUCCCAUCCCAUUCUCCUUUUCAGUUAGUCUGGAAGCAUUACUUCAAGUUGUACAAUUCGAGGAACUUGUAGGAUUUACAUUAGUUUUGUCAGUAUGAUUGAAGUGUGGCAUAUUCAGUUUGCCGGUUGUGAACCAUGGUCCAUAGCUCUUUCUAUUUUCUUUAGGUAGGUCAUAAGUUUUUGUAUCUGACCUUGUUUUUGAUCUAUUAAAUACAUGGGAAUGGAUUGGAAGAAGGAUCAAUGAGAGGCUAACAAUAGGCUUGUGGUGUGAGACUGUGGAAUAUGUUAUUGUUAUUACAGAAGUGAACAAGAAUAUAGAUCAUAUGAAGUAUAAGUGAUAGAGAAAGUUGGAGGUUUGGAAUUAGUUUGUGAGUUAGGACCAAGUUUACGAUAUAAUAUUAAAUCUGUGAUGGACAAUUAUAUUUUAUAGAAAAUCAUGAUUGCCACAACUCCUAAUCAGUUAUAUUUUAUGGACCAAAAUGAUAGCGGAUGAGUGUACGAUAGAAAGAGAAUUAGAAGAGAAAAGAAAGUUAACAGAUUAGAGCAAGAAGACCCAGUUAGAGAGGAGACACCUAGGCCUUUGACCAACCAUAUCUAAUCAAUUAAGAAAAGUUGUGUUACCUGAUAUUUGUAAUUCUCCAUCUCCUAAUCCCAACUAUAUAAGAAUCUGAAACAAGCAAAAAGAUUUUUUUUUUUUUUUCUAUUUUAGGAAUCAUGGAAGCCCAAGAUCUCAAAGGGACUACAGUAACUGGCUAAACUCAAAUAAUGAUAGAAUCACUUUCUUAACCAAACCAUGGUUUCAAAUACCGGUGGGUAUAGUAGGUGUGGACUAUGAAUCACCUGUUUGUUUACCUAUCUGACCAUGGACUUGUAGCAGAUCAUAAGGUCCAACACCAGCCGAUAUAAUGUUUCAUUACAUUUUAGUGACACUAAAUGGUGCAUAUCUGUUAUCUCACUAGUCCAGUAUUGAUUGGUAUUAAUUUUCUAUUGGUUUUUCGAGUAAUUCAGGUGGUACACAUUGAUAUAAGGCUCGAUAUACCAUAUACCAGUGCCGUAGAGGUUUCAGUAUUGAGAUCAGUAAUGGAACGAGAUCUAAAUUCUUGAAUUAUGCUAUACCUAAACUGACUCCUGUUACUGAAAUAACUUAAAACAGGGGUCUGGAAAUAUCAUAAAAUAAUAACCUAGAAUAUAUGGUUACUUUAAAUUGCUUGCCAAGUUGCCAUAUACUUAUGGGAUACUUGUUAGGUAUAAUGGUUGUAAGAUAUUUUCUUGGAUACAUCUUAAAAACUUCCUUGAGAUGUUUUACUUUUUAGGUAACUAUUAAAAAAAUACAUGUUAGAUUAUGGUUUAUGUCAUUGAGUUUAAGCAUCAGAUUAUGAAUUUUGAUGAUAAUUGUUUAUCAUUGAGUUCUUAAUCUCUUUUCUACAUUCUAGACAUGUUUUAUUGCUAUAAAUAUUUUCUUUCAUGAUUUAUAGUUAUGCACUGCCAGAGCAUUACUUGUUCAACUUUGUCAUGUAUAAUUUUUAAUUUAACUUAUUUUUUAUUAUGAUAUCUGUGUUCUUUAUUUUAUUUUCUUGUCAUAACUACAUAGUCCUAAUCUGUAACAUGUCAUGUCAGUAUCUUGUUCCUUUAACCACACUUCAUUGAUGACUGCUAAAAUAAAUGGCUAAAAGUUCAUUUUUAAAACUGCAGAAAAUGGGAAAGCCCAAUCACUCAGUGUGACUUGAUCUCAAACAUAAAUUACCUAUUGUUGAUCCCACUAAAAACAUGCCCGGAACCACUCAGCCUGUCAUUGACUUUAAAUUUUUAAAUAAAUAUUUUAUAUUUCAAAGUUGUCUAUAAAUACUUUUCUUCAUUCUAAACUGCAUCUCCUGUACUUAUGGUUGUUAAAUUUGCUUCUAAGAUAAUGUCAGUUUUUGAAUUCUAUUUUUUUUUUCUUGACAAGCUAGUGUUCUGCUUGCUUAGAUGUUCAUUGAGAUCAGCUUUAUGCCUUUAUCAGUUGUUGAUUAUCAGUACCUGCUUCAGCUGCUAUCCUAGACAUCUCUGUAUAACUAUUUGUGAUCUGCUUAUUUAGGAACAAGGAUCAGUCUUUGGAAGAUUGUUUUUGGGAAGCUUGGGCAUGCCUUUGUACAUCUUCUACUCAUUUAAGAGCUGUUAUGUUGUUUGGCAGCAAAAAACUCGUGUUGAACGUAUUCUUGGUCUUGUCCUUGCUAUCUGGGGAAUAUUAUUCUAUUCCCGAUUAUUAAGUACAAUGACUGAACAGUUUCGAAACAACAUGCAAAAGAUUAGAGAAGGAGCACAGUUGCAAGUUAUGGAAAAGGAUCAUAUUAUUAUCUGUGGAGUAAACAGUCAUCUGACUUUUAUACUAAAGCAGCUUAAUAAAUUUCAUGAGUCUGCCAUUCGCUUAGGUACAGCCACAGUGAGGAAGCAAAGAAUUCUUCUGUUGUCUGACCUUCCAAGGAAGCAGAUAGAAAAACUCGGUGAUAGCAUCACCAAAGAUUUGGACCAUAUUGAUCUCCUGACUAAAAGUUGCAGUCUAAGCUUGACAAAAUCUUUUGAAAGAGCAGCAGUAGACAAGGCACGUUCCAUAAUUAUUUUGCCAACGAAGAAUGAUCGGUAUGAAGUUGACACAGAUGCAUUUCUCUCAUUGAUAGCUCUUCAGCCUCUUCCCAAUGUGGCAUCUGUCCCUACCAUAGUGGAGGCUUCCAGCUCUACUACAUCUGAACUUCUUAAGUCAAUCACAGGCCUGAAUGUGCAGCCAGUUGAGAUGGUUGCUUCCAAAUUAUUUGUUCAGUGUUCUCGGCAAAAGGGUCUCCUCAAAGUUUACAGACACUUGCUUAAUUAUCGAAAAAAUGUGUUCAACCUUUGUAGCUUUUCAUGUCUAAUAGACUCCAAGUACAAGUAUGCAAGACAAGCCAUCCAGGAGGCAGUGGUGUGUGGCCUCUUUAGAUCUGGAAAAAUAUAUUUUCACCCAAAUGAUGAUGAAGUGAUUACACAAACAGACAAACUGCUUCUUAUAGCUCCUGUUUAUGGGGAAAAAAUGCCACAAAUGUUGCUCCCGGAUGCAUCAAAUUUGCAGCAUACUUCAAAUUAUCAAAAUCUAGAAUGCUCAGAAACUGAAGUUUGCUUUGACACCAAGAUUAGGAAAUCAAGGCUCGAAAAUAUAGUAAAACGCCCUUCAAAAUCAAGUUCCAAGACUAGUGAUUGGCAUCUUGGACCACGAGAGUGCAUAUUCAUGAUUGGAUGGCGACCAAGAGUUGCUGAUAUGAUUCGAGAAUAUGAUUAUUACCUUGGACCUGGUAGUACAUUGGAAAUAUUGUCAGAAGCUUCCAUCAGUGAAAGGAACAGUAUAGUGAACCCUGUGCUCCAAAGCCAAUUAAAGAAUGUCAAAGUUUCUCACAGGAUGGGCAAUCCCAUGUAUUAUGAAACACUGAAGGAAGCUAUAUUAAAUAUUAGGAAUUCUUCGUUGAAGGGGGAUGAUGUCCCUCUAUCAAUUGUUGUGAUAUCUGACAAAGAAUGGCUUGCUGGAGAUCCAUCCCAAGCAGAUAAACAAACAACUUAUUCCCUUCUUCUUGCUGAAAUUAUUUGCAAAAAACAUGGGAUAAAGGUGGAAAACCUAGUUGCUGAAAUUGUUGAUACAAGACUUGGGAAACAAAUUUCAAGAAUAAGACCAUCCCUUUCAUUUAUUGGUGCUGAGGAAGUGAUGAGCCUUGUAACUGCUCAAGUGGCAGAAAGCGCUGAGCUGAAUGAGGUUUGGAAAGACAUCCUUAAUGCUGAAGGAGAUGAGAUAUAUCUGAAGGAUAUAAGCUUCUACAUGAAGGAGGGUGAGAUGCCAUCUUUCUUGGAGCUAUCUGAAAGAGCAAUCCUACGCCGAGAAGUUGCAAUAGGUUAUGUGAAAGGAAACAAGCAGGUUAUAAAUCCAAGAAACAAGACGGAACCUCUUUUCCUGGAGAAGACAGAUUUGCUUAUUGUAAUCUCUGAGCUUGAAGGCGAACAACCGCUCAUUGUGUAAAACAUUUUUUUUUCUUUGGUGUAUAUAUUAUAUGGCAGUGAAGUUGGAAGAUCUUCUGUUCAUGGUCGUAGUGGUGGGUUGUUAUGUGCAAGAAUGAUCGUCCACCUUUUGUGGCAAUCAAAAGUAUCAAUAUAGAAAUACAAAUCUGUGCUCUGAAAUCCUUGAGCAUUCUGGUUAUGCAGCAGCAGCUGGAUUU
Messenger RNA from Musa acuminata subsp. malaccensis (wild Malaysian banana), 5707 nucleotides. Lineage: Eukaryota; Viridiplantae; Streptophyta; Magnoliopsida; Zingiberales; Musaceae. The record is from RefSeq and is a predicted model, not a curated record.